This is a messenger RNA of Xyrichtys novacula (pearly razorfish), 6501 nucleotides long. Lineage: Eukaryota; Metazoa; Chordata; Actinopteri; Labriformes; Labridae. The record is from the annotation of a GenBank genome assembly.
GGACAUUUCCACAGUCAGGAAGUUGGAUGGAAAGUAUUUCUGAGGACCAGCCAAUCAGAACACAGCUACUCUACACACACACACACACACACACACACACACACACACACACACACACACACACACACACACACUGGGCGGGCGAGGCAGAGUUUCCAGACUUUUUCUCCUGCAGGAAAGUUUCGUGUUUUGAGAUUUCAGGUUUGACUUUGAGUCGAUGUUUGAGGAUCAAGGCACCAUGGUGACCACCGAGACCCACCAGAGCCAGGACUUGCUCGUGCCCACCCAGGAUCAGAACCAGCAGGACCAGGAGGACCAGGACCAGGACCAGGCCUCCCCCUCCUCCCCGCUGGCCGGAUUCGACCCAGAGACGAUGGGUCAGGGUCCUGUCAACGCCAUCACCGUCCUCACCCUGCUGGACAAACUGGUCAACAUGCUGGACGCCGUGCAGGAGAACCAGAACAAGAUGGAGGUGGGUCUGGGAUCCAUGAGUAGACCCAUACAGAGACCAUAAACCAUGGCACACUUUGUUCUAAAGUUUCCAGAUUUAAAAACUGAUCCAGACCAAACCCCAUUUAAAAAUCUGUCUGUUUUAGCUCAAACUUCAGCUGUGCACUCCAGACUUUUUCAACCUUUGAUGUUUUACUGUUCUCUCUGCUUUUUGAGUGAGUUUCCUUUUUUUUCUCAGUUAUGAAAGCAAAGAUCUAAUAAUGUCUGACAUUCAGGAGUCACAUGACCCCGAACAGCAGCAGCAGUGAGCGAGCAGGUUAAAGUAGCAGGUUAGCAGAUGUUUGUCUCUGCUGGGAGGGAACAUUCCUGAAGUGUUUGAAGCUUUCAAACGCUUCAGCUAAAACUGACAGGAGGAAAAAAAACAUUUAACCCUUUAACUUCACCUGUAUCCAACACAACCACAGGAAAAAAUCCACUUCCUGUUCCUGUUGUAGUUUUUCAGAAGGACACGUUGGAACAGAUCUUUAGUCGGACUGAACAAUCAAACAAACUUUAUUCAAACAUGAAAAAAACUCAGCAACUUUUUCUGUUGUUCUCAACCAGAUUAAACUGAACUACACCAAACCACAACCAAAAUAACAGGAGAUUAGAACCAGAUUGAGUGUAACUAAACCAGACAGCACCAGAUUAACCAAACUAGACCAAAGUACAACCAAUCUUAAACCAGACUACAAACAGACAAGGCCAAAUUAAAUCCAACUAAAAUAUAGUUCACUAGAUUGACUAGCCUAACCAGAGUAAACCAAAUAAAAACCAAACCAAGAUUGGGUUUCUCCAAGUAAAAUCAGAUUAAUCUAUUCUUUACCAAGUUAAACCAGACCCCAUCUGGAUUUAACCAAGUUACAACUACAUUUAAAAAGAGUAAAUCAGACUAAACCAGAUUUUAAACAAAUUUAAACAGACUGAAUCAGAUUUAACAAAACUACAACUAGAGUGAACAAAACAGCAACCAGAUUAAACCGAGUUAAUCCGGUUUAGAAACUGACUAGACUUCAUUUAGACCAUAACCAGACCAUGGCCAGACUUAACCAGAUUCAUCUUGACUUUACCAGAUUAAACUACAGCAAACCAAACUAAGACCAAAAAACAUCUAUUCUAGACCAGACAGAAAUCAGUUCAAAUCAGACUAAACCUUAAACACCUUAAACAGACUGGGCAGGGUGAUAAAAAGGGCCUCCAAAAUUAUUAACUGUGAACUCCCCACACUGGACUCAAUCCACAAACACCACACCAUCACAAGGGCAUACAAAAUAAUUGAUGACCCACCGCACCCAGCUCACCAUCUUUUCCGGCUCCUCCCCUCGGGUAGAAGGUUUGGAUCUCUGGGUGGUUCAACAAAGCGCUACAGUAACUCCUUCUUCCCCCUUGCCAUACGACUGAUUAACUCCUAUGGUCGACGUGUGUGAAGUCUGUGUUUUAUGUUUUAUGUCCCGUGGUACCCCGUUUCACAUGUUAUGUCAUGUCUUGUCACUGUAAACUGUUCAAUGUCUGUUUAAAUUAACGUGGUGUAUUGUCGCAGCUACCACCUGCACUGUGAAAAAUUCCACCGGCCUAGCCGUGUGGCGAUUAAAGAAACUUGAACUUGACUUGAAACCAGAUUACUCCUGACCACAACCAGAUUAAAAACCAACUUCACCAGAGUAAACCACAUAAAACAAGACAAAAGCAAAUUGAAACUUAACCACGACCCUUCCAAAACCAGACUAGAUGAUCCUACACCAGACCACAGGUGGUCAGAACCAACUUAACUGAUUUAAAGUAGACUUAACCAAAGUACAACUAAUCAUACAGAGAUCUUCACGCCGCUCACGUCCAUUGUGUCUUAACCUCUACAGGUGGAGAGUAAGGUCAUUGAGAUUCUUGCUGUAUCUGAUUGGUUGAUGUGUUUCAGGUGCACCAAGUGGAGAUGGAGGGCGUGGUCAGAGGGAUCCAGGCUGAUAUGACCAAACUGUCAAAGAGUCACAGUCACACCUCCAACACCGUCAGCAAACUGCUGGACAAGAGCCGCAAACUAUCGGUCACCAUGAAGGAGGUACAGCGCUUACACCUGUCGCUAAAACGUUCUGUCAGUUCGAUCAAAGGUGACCACAUCUAGGUUCUUUGUUUGUGUAGGUCCGGGAUAAGAUGGAGUGUCAGGGUAUCCAAGUAAAGAAGCUGGAGGCGAACCACGCCCACCUCAUCAACAGAAAUAACUUCAAAGUCCUCAUCUUUCAGGUGAGUGCGAAAAUCAUGAAAUCAUCAUAUCUGUACCUUAAGGUGUGUUUCCAGUUUGGCACAGUUUGGGAUGGUGGAUCUUGGUCUUGCUGGGUUUCAAGUUGAACUGUACCUUUGGGUGGUUUAUGCAGAAGUAUGUUGGCUGAGUCCAGGAUACACUACCAACACACUUCCAGUGUGAAGCACCAGGGUAGUGUUUACAGUAUCUUACUGUAGAAAUGGACCAUCAGGGUGCCCAACGUUCUUGAGGCUCUACUUACUCACCCCCAAUUUCCACCGCAUCCGGAACAGCUAUGAAAAGGCCGUAUCUGUCGAUCGCAGUUGAUCGUAACCAUACAAGUUAAUGGGCCAAUUUCUACCGACGACUUUCCGUUCCGCUUCUUUCCGGACACCGGAGCAUGCCGGAUAAAUUCAGCACUGGGAGACGAAAAUUGCCACCAUUCCGGAUUGGAGCUGUUCCAGUUGCGGUGGAAAUCCCGGGUUAGUCUCCUUCCUGAGUCUGUUAUGUUCUCCUUAUCCUCAGGAGGAGAACGAGAUCCCCUCCACUGUUUUCGUCAAGGACCCUCCUCCGUUCCCUCGGGAUGAGGUCAUUGAAGAAGGUGACGAAUCUGCACAAGGAGAUGUUGACGCAAACCGAAGCCAGGACACCGGACUCCACACCAUCGACCUGUCAUCUGAUGAGGAUGUAGGAUUGGAGGCGGAGGUAGAGGAGGAGGAGAUGUGGCCUCAAGAUCUUGAGAACAUGGAGAAGUCCAGAGCCGAGAAACUGAAGCGCUCGAGCCUGAAGAAGGUAAGAACCAUGGACAGAUGUUCAGAGAGCUGCUCAGACAGACAGACAGACAAAUUUAACUGUGUCUUUGUACAGGUGGACAGUCUGAAGAAGGCGUUCUCCAGGCAGAACAUUGAAAAGAAGAUGACGAAGAUUGGGACAAAGAUUGUGUCUGCAGAGCAAAGGGAGAAGAUCAAACAGAAAACCUCAAGCCUAAAGGUCUCACCUUUGACCUUCAGCAUCAGGAAGGUAAGGAUGGGAUUCUCAAGGUUCCACUUAGACUCUUUUUGGUGGCGGGUUCACUUAGGGUCCUACUGAGUAUCUGCAUCACCUCCUAUGACCUCUGACCUCUGACUGUCCUUGUUUGCAGCCUCGUAGCAGCUCCGACUCUCAACCACCCGACACCUCUGUCCCACUGGAAGCCGAAGUCCAGCUCUCCCCGCUGAGCAACCCUGACCUGGACACCCCCUUCACCGAGGUCCAUGCCCAGCUGGCUCCAACUGAGCAGGAGCAACCACAGGAGGAGGAGGAGAAACAGGAGGAGGGCAAACAGGUGGAGGAGAUUAAAGAGGAAGAGGAGGAGGAGGAGGAGAGUCAGGUGGUAGAGAAACAGGUUGAGGAGGAAGUUGAGGAAGAGGUGUCGGCUGUGGAGGCGGAGCUGCCAGCUGUGGAGGCGGAUCUGUCAGCGGUGGAGGCGGAGCUUUCGGUGAUGUCAGAGGGAGUCAGCCAGGAGUACGCUCUGUCCUCCACCCUGCCUCAGGAGGAGAAAGGAGCAGAGGAGGAGAAAGAGGAGGAGUCCUAAACACUCGUUUAUUAAACUUCACUAAGAACAGAACAGACCUUAAAGGAACUUUUCAACAUUCUGUGAAUUUUCUGAGAGGAUUUUAUGUUGAACUGUUCCUUUAAAGUCAGAGCUGUUCACGUAUUAUUGAUUAACUUCCACACAAACACACUAAGAGUUCUUACCCGAUUAUCACCUUUGACCAUGAAAACCACGAAUCUCCACGUGUAGAACUCUCAGGAACCAACCCCGGCACCUGAUUCUGGACUUUAGGUUCAGGUUUGUAUGAAGUCGGAGGAUUGUGGCGUUUAAUUCUUUGACUGAUCCAAAAAACCUAAAAUAAAAAUGGAGAUUCGUGGUUUUCACGGGGUUUACCUUUCAUAUUAACAUUUAUUUUAUGUCGUUUCAAACAGCUGACUGGUAUAAACUAACAAUCAGCUGAUCAACAAUGGAAACAAGAAACUUACCUGACCAUCCGUCUGAGCAGGUUCUUCAAAAAGAGAACUCACUGCUGUUAACACGGUGCUACAAACACAACAUUCCUCUGAUGCUAAUCUUAAAUUAUUGAGGUUCUCUAAUCUUUUGCUUCUGUUGAGGUUCUACUAACGAUCUUAUCGGUUCACAAUAACACCUGUAGGAUCGAGCUCUGGUUUUAACAGUGUUCUUCAAAAGUUUACCUUCUUCCUUCAAGGGUUACCCUCAAGAUGCGAACAAAAGACCCUCUCUAAAGAACAUCCCAAGAUCCCACUUGGCGUCAACUUGGUUCUUGUAAAACUAUUCCAAGUUUCGCUGAAGGUCGAAUAAUGUUGUUCUUGCCAAUGUUUCGUUUAAAAUCCCACCAUUUAUGAAGGCCGUUCAAAAGUUUGAUUCCUUCUCUCAGUGAAUUCAUCUGCUGUUCCAACAUUCUACGUCUGAAAGGUUUGAUAGAUUUAGAUUUCCAGUGAUCAAUAAGUUGAUCUGUUUAGUUUUUUUUUUUCAGUUUGUCUGCUUGCAUUUGAAUAACCAUUCUUGUUUUUAUCGCACCGCUUAUUAACCGCACAGAAACACAACAGGUAGUAAUUACCUGAUCAGAUCACCUGACCAAACCGUAAAAAGGCCUAUGUUCAACAACACAGUGAAGGUAUACACACGCUUUAAGAAGGGGUGUGUACAGAGUGAGUUGAUGAUAUGUACAGGGUUAAGCCAAUGGUAUACACACAGUCAAAAAGGGGAUGGUUGUUUGUAUACACAAGGAGAUAUAGGUGGUAUAUAGAGUAAGAUUGAUGAUACAGAGUAAAAUAAAUUGUGUAUACAAAUUUCAGUGUAUAUACAAAUGGUAUAUACACACAGUCCUAGAUGGUAUAUAUACUUUGAAAAAGGGGGAGUAUAGGAAGGAUUGAUGAUGGUAUACACAGGGUUAAAAAGGUGGUGUGUAGGGAAUAAAAUCGAUUGUAUAAAAAGGGUGAAAUUGAUGGUAUAUACAAACUCAGGCUAAUGGUAUAUACUCAGCACUAAACACACAGUUGAAUAAAAGUUGUUAAAAAAAAAAAGUCUAGUGGUGGAUGGUGGUAUUCACAUGGUCAAAUAGGUUUUACAUUCAGAGGGAAAUUGAUGGUAUACACAAAGUUAAACUGAUGGUAUAAACACUUAAAAUAUGUUGUAUAAAAAGAUAAAAGGAGUUUUAUGGUAAAUAGAUGGUAUAUACAGGUUUGAAUUGGUGGUAUACACAGACUAAAGUUGGUGGUCUAUACAGAGUUUAAUGAUGGUAUAUGCAAUUAUGGAGCAAUGUCUUUUAACUGCAUUUUUAACCUGUUUCCAGCGUCCAUCACCUCAACUUAAAAUCACUGUAACCAGUAUUUAUUGUGAAGUUUGUGAACAUUGUCGUGUCAAUAACACUAAAAAGUCUUUGAUUUGACUGUAAAAAUGCACCUUUAUCGCCAAAAAACAAACAAACUAAUGGAAGAGCAUGGAAAGGCUAUGCUGGUAUACACACAUUUAAGCUGAUGGUAUAUUUGGGAUUUAAACCUGUUGCUUUUCUGUGAUGAUGAACAUUCAGUAUGUAAACAAAGUUUACUUGUUUUGUGUCUUUUUUGUGUGUGUGUGUUUUCACUCGUUUUGAUGUUUUAACACUUUGUGCUGCCAAAGAACAUUUCCAGUGUAACUCAUGAUACCUGUUGGACUGCUUUUCGUACAGGUGUGUGUGUGAUUACCUGAACACAACUUAAUAAAGGUCACUUUUAACACACUU